Chiloscyllium plagiosum (whitespotted bambooshark) is the source of this 1147-nucleotide messenger RNA. Its product is annotated as fatty acid-binding protein, liver. The record is from RefSeq and is a predicted model, not a curated record. Lineage: Eukaryota; Metazoa; Chordata; Chondrichthyes; Orectolobiformes; Hemiscylliidae. Gene Ontology annotation, molecular function: lipid binding.
CCAGAGGGCUGGGGCAGCGUGGCUAGUGUACGGGGCUUAGUGCGUACUUGGUGUCUGUAGCUCAGUUGAUAAUAAGCAAGAAAAAUGGUCGAGGCGUUUGUAGGCUCUUGGACUUUGCAAAAAAGCGAAAACUUCGACGAUUACAUGAAGAAUCUGGACGUGAAUCUCGUGCAGAGGAAACUUGCUUGCUCUGUGAAUCCCCAGACUGUCAUUUCUGUCGAAAACGAUGUAAUCACUAUAACAACCAAGAGCAAAAUUAAAACGACAACGAUCAAAUUCAAGCUGGCAGAGGAAUUUGACGAAACCACCGCAGACAAUCGGUUAACUAAGACUACUGUGGUAUUGGAAAACGGCAGAUUGGUCCAAACACAGAAGUGGAGUGGAAAAGAGACAACCCUGGUUAGAGAAUUGAAGGAUGGCAAAAUGAUCUUGAUUUGCACCAUGGGCAAUGUGGUGUGUACCAGAGAGUACGUGAGGACCAAAGAUGAUUAACAAGGAAGAUGAAUUCUACUCAACAACAUCCAUUUGUUUUUGCUGCUUUUCUACUGGACCUUCCCUAAGUAUUAUGCAUCACUGGGACUGUUCUUUCAUGGCAUUUACUGAGUAAAGUCAGAUUUUGCAAGUUACAGAUACACUUUAACAGAUACGGUGCUGGAUUGUCAUCAUACUGAUUUUGUGACUGAACUCAUUACUGCUAUUUGUAAAAGUUAUGUUUAUUGAAAUAACAAAUGGACAGACUUUGCAUUUUUCUUUUCAGACAAAACAUUACAAAUUUUUAAAAACCUUAUUACUUUCCAAUAUGAAUAUGCUGGACUAAAAUUGUGCUCAAGAAAAGAAUGACUUGGCACCAAAAUAAGCAUUUGAGUACUAUAUUUUUGGCAGCUAAUUAUGUUUGUCAUAUUACGAUUGCUUGCUUUACAGACUGAAGGUAAUGUGCAGCUAUCUUGUCUGAAACCUUUGCUGUUUUUUUUAAUUGCUGGCAUUGACAUAUUGACAUUUCUUCUCCUCUUUUCCCCCCCCCCCCCAGUAUUAUUAGACCUUUUUUCAAAUGGUGCAGUGUUUGGAUAUAGAACAGCCCAGUGUACAACCAGAGUGCAAAGACUGUCCAACCUUGGCAACUCUUAAUAAAAAAAUAUGUACUACACAA